CUCUUCUCAUAGGGAGGGAGAGGAGACUGUGACGUAAUUGCGAAAACAAACUUGACUUCAUACUUUAUGGUACACUUUACUUCCAUAAAGUAAACUCAUUAAAGUGAUUCCCCUAUUUCCCUGCAAUUUGAUGUGGGUUUAAAUAAUAAAUUAAGAACAACAUUUAAAUACUUGAAGAAGUGAUAAAAGUGUCGAAUUGCACCAUGACAUUUUUAAAGAAGAAUAAAGUUUUCAAUAUUGUUUAUAAUUAGGUAUUUAUGAAUUUGAACUACCUACUUUUUUAUCGUACAUGGAUGCAUCAUACGCUCUGCGGUCCCUUUUAAAUAUAAAGCUCCUCCUCCUGCGUUGAGACACGUGAUAAUAAACAAACAUGGCGACCAAAGGCACCUGCACAACUUCUCUGGCUGUGUUAGCACUUAUUUCUGCACUUGUAGUCGGGUUUUAUGGCGCCGGUUCGGGUGUUAUAUGGCCGGUCGUGUUUCUGACGGCUGUGACCUUGCUGGGGUCGCUGUGGCUGCGGCGGAAGGAUGGCGGGACUGACCGGCGGGUGUGUGUGCUGGUGCUGGGGGAUCUGGGUCGCAGCCCCCGGAUGCAGUAUCACGCUCUGUCCCUCAGCAAACAUGGGUAUAAUGUUACUUUUGUUGGGUUUUUAGAUACCAAACCCCAUCAAGACGUGUUGAGAGAGGAAAAGAUAAAGCUGGUGCCAAUAGCAGAGGUUAAAGGUCUCCGAGUUGGACCAAAAAUCCUGACGUAUGUGACGAAGGUGAUCCUGCAGUGCCUACAGCUCCUUUACGUGCUGCUGAGGAUGGAAACACAGUCCCAUAUAUUAAUGCAGAAUCCCCCGGGGCUGCCUGGCAUCGCGAUGGCGUGGCUUGUGUGUGUUCUGCGUGGCAGCAGGUUCGUCAUCGACUGGCACAACUACGGCUACACCAUCAUGGCUCUGAGCCAAGGGGACACACACCCUGUGGUGAGGCUCGCAAAGUGGUACGAGCACUUUUUCGGACCGCUGGCUUCUUGCAACCUGUGUGUCACUAACGCAAUGAAGGACGACCUGCAGAAGAACUGGGGCGUCAAAGCGACAACGCUGUACGACUGUCCGCCCUCCAUCUUCAGAGAGACUCCUCUGAAGCUGCAGCACGAGCUCUACAUGAGACUCGCCAGCACAUAUCCUCAGUUCCAGAGCAAAGGGUGUGAGGAGGAGAAGCAGGUGGAGCGGUCCGUGUUCUCAGAGUGUGUUCUGCCUGAGGCGGCAGUGACGUUGAGGGCGGAGCGGCCGGCGCUGCUGCUCAGCAGCACCAGCUGGACCGAGGAUGAAGACUUCUCUGUCCUAUUAAAGGCUCUUGAAGAUUAUGAAGGUUUUAUAAAAGCAGGAGCUUCGUUACCAUCUUUAGUGUGUGUGAUCACAGGUAAAGGUCCUCAGAAGGAAUACUACAGGAAGCUGAUUGACACUCUGCAGUUGGAGCAUGUGCAGAUCUGCACGCCGUGGCUGGAGGCCGAAGACUAUCCUGUGUUACUGGGCUCAGCAGAUCUGGGUGUGUGUCUGCACAAGUCCUCCAGCGGUCUGGAUCUCCCCAUGAAGGUGGUGGACAUGUUCGGCUGCUGCCUGCCCGUCUGCGCCAUCCACUUCCACUGUUUACACGAGCUGGUGAAGCACGAGGAGAACGGCCUGAUCUUCAGAGACUCUCAGGAGCUCGCUGAGCAGCUCAAGUCUCUGCUCUCAGAGUUCCCCCGUUCAGAGGGCCAGCUGGGGGCCUUCAGAGGGAAUCUACGCCGCAGCAGGGGGCCACGCUGGGACGACAACUGGGACCAGAAUGUCCUGCCUCUCCUCUCCACUCCCUGAGGGACACCAGGAGGGACUUUUAAUGGACAAUACUAAUUUUUCAGACCAAAGUGCAACUCAAUCUCAUCCUUUAAAUUCUGCCUUGUUACAUUAGAGAAGAGGACUCUGUUUAACUUUAAAAAAUGAAACGCAGCAGAGAUAACUUAAUUCCAGCACUUUUUUAUUACUUCAGAGCACUUGAAUGUAUACAAAGGACACUUUGAUACGAUGUACAUUUGUAAAUAAAAUCUUUAUAGUGCAACAGUCA
Molecule: messenger RNA, 2087 nt
Organism: Eleginops maclovinus (Patagonian blennie)
Lineage: Eukaryota; Metazoa; Chordata; Actinopteri; Perciformes; Eleginopidae
Gene: alg1
Product: ALG1 chitobiosyldiphosphodolichol beta-mannosyltransferase
Exons: 13
Coding region: 371-1840 (489 amino acids)
Cellular component (GO): endoplasmic reticulum
Molecular function (GO): mannosyltransferase activity
Source: RefSeq, a predicted model, not a curated record